Ciona intestinalis (vase tunicate) is the source of this 2695-nucleotide messenger RNA. Lineage: Eukaryota; Metazoa; Chordata; Ascidiacea; Phlebobranchia; Cionidae. The record is from RefSeq and is a predicted model, not a curated record.
GUGGUAGUGCGUUGUGCAUUUUAUCAAUUUUAUGCAGUUGUUCAUUCCAAAAUAGGAUGAAGUACAUAGGAAGACAGUACUUAACAGACGGCAGCUUUAAAAAGAUAUAUUCAAUUCCAAGUUAAUAAUUUACGAAUGAAGUCCUCACGUUUAUUUCGAAGCAGGGAAAGCACCGGCGGUGGAAGAAGAUUUUAUUCAAUUACAGAACUUAUGUUUUCAGAUAUAAAUGUUGACUAUAUCAUAAGUUUCUUAGCGUUUUCCAAUAGAAAAGAUACGCAGUCAUGUCUCCAGUCACCAAUGGAAUAAACGGACACGAUUUUACCGUUGAAUCACUAGCGGAUAAAAUACUCAGCAGAGUAGAAUCGAAUGACCCCUUCUUUUCGCUCGAAUUUUUCCCGCCACGCACGGAACAAGGGGCCGCUAAUCUGAUCGGAAGAUUUGACAGAAUGAGGGCAGGAGGUCCUCUAUUCGUUGACAUCACAUGGCAUCCAGCUGGUGAUCCUGGCUCUGAUAAGAUCACUUCCUCCACUAAGAUUGCAGGGACAGUGUUGAACUACUGCGGCCUCGACACAAUGCUGCAUAUGACUUGUGUGAAACAAACAAAGGAAACUAUUAAGAAGAAUUUGGAGAAAACCAAAAACUUGGGAAUCAGAAACAUUCUGGCUCUGCGUGGAGAUGCUGAUGAAAGCUGGGGUUACCAAGAAGGAGGGUUCAACUACGGGGUGGACUUGGUCCGUUUUAUUAAACAAGAGUAUGGUGAUGCUUUCUCCAUAUGUGUUGCAGGUUAUCCCAAUGGUCAUCCAGACAGCACAUCCUACCAAGACGAUCUUCUUCACUUGAAAGAGAAGAUUGAUGCGGGAGGCCAAUUCAUCAUCACGCAACUCUUCUUCACUGCUGAGGAGUUCCUCACCUUCGUGAAAGAUUGUCGAGAAAUUGGGAUCGACUGCCCCAUUAUUCCUGGGAUAUUUCCAAUCCAGACGAACCGUUCAUUAGUUCAACUUACAAAGUUAUCAAAACUUUCUAUUCCCGAAGAAAUUCAAAAAGUUAUUGAACCUAUAAAGGACAAUGAUGCUGCAAUCAGAAAAUAUGGAAUUGACCUUGCAACAGAUAUGUGUCGUACACUUCUAAACUCCGGCAAAGUUCAUGGCUUGCAUAUGUAUACCUUGAACCUGGAGACUGCCACAAUUCAAAUCCUGAAAAAUCUUGGCUUAUGGUGCCAGGAUGUUGCAAAACCUCUUCCCUGGAAGACAUCUGCCAAUCCUGAGAGACGAGAGAAUGAGACAGUUCGUCCAAUCUUCUGGUGUGAUCGACCGAAGAGUUACAUCCAUAGGACACAGGGAUGGGAUGAAUUUCCUAACGGAAGAUGGGGUGACUCUGCUUCUCCUGCUUUUGGUGAGUUGAAAGAUUACCAUCUUUUCUUUCUCCGUUCGAGAACAGCUAAAGAUAAGUUGAGAUCACUGUGGGGAAAGGAGCUUACAUCAGAAGCAGAUGUUUGGAAAGUCUUUAAACAUUUUAUCACUGGAGCAGUUAAUGAGAAUGGAGUUAAGGUCACAGAAACCCCAUGGAACGAUGACGGUUUAUCACCCGAAACAAAUGUAUUGAGCAGUACACUGUCGCGUUACAAUGAACUUGGAGUUUUAACGAUAAAUUCUCAACCAAAUGUGAAUGCGGUGCCUUCUACACAUCCAAUAUAUGGCUGGGGAGACAAAGGUGGAUAUAUUUCACAAAAAGCCUACCUUGAGUUCUUUAUCAACAAACAUUAUGCUGAAGCUCUUAAAACUGUGUUGCCGAAGUAUCAUCCACGGGUCAACUAUCACAUGAUCAACAAAUGUGGGACAACUGAUCACACCAAUGCAGAUAGAAGCAACCCAAAUGCAGUAACAUGGGGCAUUUUUGCAGGAAAAGAGAUUAUACAACCCACUGUAGUAGAUCCAGUCAGUUUUAUUGUUUGGAAGGAUGAAGCAUUUGGUUUGUGGCAUGAACGAUGGGCUUCCUUGUAUGAAAAAGGCUCAAAGUCUCGUGAAAUCAUCAACGACAUAGCUGACAACUAUUACCUUGUUAACUUGGUGGAUAACGACUAUCCUGCUGAUUCCAUUCUGUGGGAAGUGUUAGAUGAAAUGCUAGCGGCUUCACAGAAAGUUGACAUGGGCAAGAAAAGCAAUGGUGUUUGUGGAGAAAAUGGCACCCAGAAAAUUGAAGAGCUUCAAAUCCAUUAAAUUCCCAGAAUACAAUUUUCAAUUGGCUUGCCAGUUUAAUGGAAUGUUUUCAGUUUAUUUUUUGAAAUCAUUUUUAUACCUAGUUGUUAAUUUUAUGUCUAUGUUCCAUUGUUUUUUGUUUGAUGAUGUAAAAAUGCCUACUAUGUAGGUUUGUAUGAAUUUGCAGUAUCCAAGCUACUUCUUACCACCUAGCCAAUAUUAAUUCUUUCAUAAUUAUACCUGUAUAUUUGACUAUCUAAAAUGAAGCUGUUGUGUUAAAUUUUGACUACUAUACUAACUACUUUUUUGAAACUAUAAGUUUUCACUGGUGAUUUAAAAUUGUGCUAGAUUUUUUAGUUAUGUUCCACUAACUAAUGUGUAUGUUUCCAAAACUAUACUGAAUGUGUGUAUGUUCUGUUCCAUUCAUUAAUAGUUGUAUGUACGUUCCCAACCUAUACUAGCAUGCCCUAUCGCCUGCAAAAUCAAUAAAAGAUUUAUUG